Porites evermanni is the source of this 3927-nucleotide messenger RNA. NCBI's taxonomy places the organism in Eukaryota, Metazoa, Cnidaria, Anthozoa, Scleractinia, Poritidae. The record is from the annotation of a GenBank genome assembly.
AUGCCUGGACCAGAGGAACCGAUCACUAAAGUGGUCGUCCAUCCGAUUGUGUUGUUAAGUGUUGUAGAUCACUUUUACAGAAUGGGAAAAGUUGGAAACCAGAAGAGAGUUGUUGGAGUAUUGUUAGGUUCACGGCGAAAAGGUGUUCUUGAUGUCGCAAAUAGCUUUGCUGGUGAGGAUCAAAACUUGGCAGAAGUCUUAGAAUACGUAACUAGGGUUAACACUUAUCGUUGGGCCGAGAUAUAUCUUUAUGUUGCUCUUUUAACCGUGUCAGAAUAUGAUUGUCACGAAAAUAGAGAAAUAGAGACUGAUUUAACGCACGUGUACGCUUUCAUCUAAGUAAAAAUCAUCCCGGCUCAGUGUCGGUGUUUGAACGUUUGGUAAUUGAUUUUCUUAAAAGUAAAUGUUAAGUGAGCAGGAAUCUUACUUUUUUUUUCUUUUCUUUAUUCAUGACAGUUCCAUUUGAUGAAGAUGAGAAAGAUCCAAGUGUUUGGUUCUUAGACCAUGAUUAUUUAGAAAACAUGUAUGGAAUGUUUAAGAAAGUUAAUGGUAUGUGUCGUACAGGUUGUCUAUCUACAAAGUUUGUAUGGUCAAAUCUUCUUAAUAUGCAGGGCUUGAAAUUGCAUCUGAUACGGUCACCAAUGCUACUAACAUUUUCUCCUUAGCGACUAAAAAUUCUGGUUUGGUUGCCAAAGUGGAGACCAGAUUUCUCUAUGAUUUGGAUUUAAAUUAAAAGAGUAAAGUUAAAACAAACAAUUCAUGUGCCAAAUCGCAUAAACAUAGCCAGUUAUCGGUAACCUCCAAAUUUAUACCAACUUAUGUCCACGAUAUUUUCAAACAAUCAAAUCUGAUGGAUCGCGGCAAACUAUGAGCUACGUCGUUUACAUUAUAUAUACUGGGCCGGGUUGUUCAAAGCUGGGUUAAGAUAACCUAGGGUUAGUGCUAAAUUUGAAUUCAGAUAUAAAGCUUAAAAAGUAAAUUCAUUUUAAUUCUUUUUGUCAGCAACAAGUUGAUGAUUGGAUGCUUUUGAAAAUAACAGAGAAAGUUAUCCGAGAAAAUGCUUUUGAACAAAAGAAAAAAGACUGGUUAAAUUUAACCCUGGGUUAAGCGCUAAUCGGCCUUCGAACAACUCGGCCCUGGUGACUAAAAAUUUGUAUCUGGCGACUAUAUUUCUCCAGUUGGUCGCCAAAAGACGACCUGAAGAUUUUUUUAAUUUCGAGCUCUGAUACGGACACCAAAGGGACAGACCAAGCUGUCUGUAUUAUGAGGCUGUCUGCAUUACAGUAAAGGUUGGAACCCUCAGGAGGCACACAACCUUUCCGUUAGUGAAAGAUUAGCUCAGUUGCUAGAGCGCUUGACUGCAAAGCGGGAUGUCAUGGGUUCGAUCCCCGGGGCCACUGUGUUUGCCCUGCAAAUGGCUAGACCUUUGAUAGCUUUUGUGGCAAUGUAAAAUGCCUGUCCCGUCUUAGGAGACGUAAAAAUAGCAUCCUCUGUUAGUAUUUAUGUGUAAAAUACACUGACACUCAAGAAAGGGCAUUUUCUAUACUAGACCUAGUGAGGAACCCAUAUUUAGAGUUGUCCAAUUGGAUGCUUCAUUCUUUUGAACAUUGUUAAAUGUUGAAAAAAAUGCCCAGAUUUUUUUUGUAAUCUUUGUUAUAUUUUUUUUAGCUCGAGAAAGAAUUGUUGGAUGGUAUCACACUGGUCCCAAACUACACCAAAAUGAUGUUAAAGUCAAUGAGCUUAUCCGAAGAUACUGUUCAAACUCUGUAAGUUUGUAAAAUUUUAAUUUUUUGGACUGUCAAUUUGAAGUCGAUUGUGACAUAUAUCUUAAUGAGACAUUUUUUUUUCUAGGUGCUUGUUAUUAUUGAUGCAAAGCCUAAGGAUCUUGGUUUACCCACAGACGCUUAUGUCGCUGUGGAAGAAGUACAUGAUGUAAGACACUAAAUCUCGAUGUGUAACAUAGUGAAAAAGUUUUGUGAAGAAAAAAAAUAUGCAAGUAUUUUUAGUCAAAAUGGAAGAAUGAGGCAAAACUAGGAAUAUCAACUUAAGAAGUACUGCUUCAUUUUACUUCCCUGGAAAUCUGAGGAUCAAGCCCAAAACUUAGUUGUGACAACUUUAUUCUUCAGGCUGCCAUUAAAUUUGCUGAGCUGUUAGGCCGUGAAAAUACACCUUACUGGCCCUGGGCAAUGGGACAACACUUUUGUUACACCUCAAUACAGUAGUCCUGAAGGACAUAUUCUAAACACUUUCACUGGAGGAGAAGUUUUGACCUUCCAGGUGCUGGUCAGAUAGUCUCACCACUGAACUAUAUCAGACUUGAAGGUGAUGUUACACAAGACUAUUGGGAAUGACGAUUUUUAGUGCAACACAGUAGCAAUAUUGUUUUGACAUUGUUUUGAAUAGUUACAACAUUGUUCCAACAUUGCAACGAUGUGGUUCUCUACAAAUCAUCCUUGCGAAUAGUCCCGUGCAUUAUCACCUUACGGGAUGGUCAUAUACAGGGCUGACACUAAGAGCCAGGGGCCGGAGAUUUUCCUUAGCUACUAUGAGCAAGAGCCUCGGCUACUCUUAUAGGAAACAAAAAGAAAAUAGAGUCAAAGGUACUUCCUUGCCUGUACAAUUCUCCUCCUACUAAUCACAUAUACCUGGCAACUUGAAAUUUUAGUGACAGCCCUGCAUAUUCCUCUUUUCUAGCCAAAGAGAAUAGGCUGGACUAUGUUUUUAAUGUACACUAUUGUGUUGAAGUUUUUGUGCAUUUCCUUUUUUAGGACGGAACCCCUACAACAAAGACAUUUGAACAUAUUGCAAGUGAGAUUGGCGCUGAGGAGGCUGAGGAAGUUGGUGUUGAACAUUUGCUUAGGUAGUUAUCUGAGCCUCUAUGAACACUGAUGAGAGUAAAUAAUAAUAAUAGUAAUCAACAACCAUUGAUUAUAGACCUCUUUCAGAUCUCCUAUUAUGUGCUUGAUAUUUAGCCAUUCUGACCUCAUUUGAAGUAAGUAAGAAUUUUUUUGUAUUUUGCACAUGCUAACAAGGGCAUAUAAAAUUACCAUACAUAUAAAAGAAUAUAUUAAUAGGCCACCAUUAUGAAAGAGGUCUAUUAUUUACCCUCAGCAUCAUUUUUUUAAAAUUUCUUUUUGCUUAUUCAGUUAAUGUCUAUCUCAAGGCAGAGUGCCUAAGAUUUCCUUGUUGUUAUAAACUAGCUGGCAAUUUGAGUAAACUCUAGGGGAACUCUGCUAAAAAAAUAAUAUUUCCUUGCCUUGAGUAUGCAGUCUCUUUUCUCUGCCAGUACCCAUAAUUAAAAAGUAAGUGGGUUAUUGUCUUAAAUGCCUUUUAUAAAGGUUACGUGGUUACAUUUUAUUUUCAUUGAUCUUAGGGAUAUCAAGAACCUUACUGCUGGAACGCUUUCCCAGCGCAUCACGAAUCAACUCUUGUCACUCAAAGGUCUCAAUUCACGUCUUCAAGACAUCAGAGAUUACCUGGAUAAAGUUGCCACUGGCAAGCUACCUGUUAAUCACACCAUUAUAUAUCAACUACAAGAUGUGUUUAAUCUGUUACCUAACUUAAAUCUGGAGGAGUUUGUGAAGUCCUUAUCCGUGAAAACAAAUGAUCAGAUGUUAGUGGUGUAUGUGGCAUCGUUAGUGCGGGCUGUGAUUGCGCUCCACAACUUGAUUAACAAUAAAGUGGCCAACAGGGAUGCUGAGAGAGAUGAGGCUGGAAAGAAAGAGGAGAAGAGUAAAGAAAAGGACAAAGACAAAGAGAAAGACAAGGAUACGAAAGAUAAGAAUGCUGAAGACAAAGAGAAAUCAGAAAAGACAAAGACUGAGGACACUAAGAAAUCUUGAAUGUAGAAUUGAUAGAACUAUACGCCCUUCUUGCUUGUCAUUUGUUAUUUUGUAAAAUAAAAUGUUGCAUUCUUUGAAAAACACU